GGAGUCUCUGCGCGCUGUCUUCCAACCCAGCCGAGGGAUUUAGCCGCUGGUGGGUGAGCCGGCGCCCUUCAAAGCUGGGAUGAUGGAAAACAACAAUGAUGAUGAAACAAAGCUCGAAGAAGAAAUAGAAGCUGAAUUGGAUAAAAUCAGCAUUUCUUCAUUGGAAAAAGAUGAUGAUGAUAGUGAUUCAAAAUCAGAAAGCCAGAGUGCUGAUAGUGAUACAGAUGUGGAUGAGUUACCUGAGUCAGUUCUUCACUGUAUUGACAUCAUAAAGAAUAAGAGUAAAACUGUUGAAGAGCUCAUUCUUCAGGACUUGGAAGAUACAGAGGUUUUAAACUAUAGUUAUGGAGUGGUUUCUAAUAAUCAUAUGCAUUUAAAGAUAGAAUUAUCAACUGAACAUAAAGAAAAUCCGGAACAAUUAAUAAAGAUGUUAUCUGAAAUAGAAAAAGAAGAAUUUCUGAGGAGUAAAACCCAUUGUAGCAGUCCUGAUUCUAUUCCAGAGCCUGGUCCUCAUGAUUUGCCUGUAGAUGAACAUGUUUUGUCAGAUGAUACUGAUAUAAAUUUUGGAUACUGUGAAGUGGAAGAAAGAUGUAGGCAGUCUUUUGAAGCUUGGCAAGGCAAACAGAAAGAACUGGAAGACCAAGAGAAAGAAACUCUUAAAGCUCAAAGGGAUAGAGAACAAAAGCAAUUUGAAGAAGAAGAAGAAAAGAGACAUUGCUGGAUGAAACAGUUUGAAGUUGAAAAGAAGAAAUUAGAGAAUAUUCACAAGCAAGAACAGGACAAGAUGAAUGAUGAACUCCAUAAAGAAGAGAAAAUAUGGAAAGAGAAAUUUAAACAGCAUGAGGAGUUUAUUAAAAAGUUGCAUCUACAAAUAGAAGAAGAAAGAACAAGAUUUAAAGAUCUGCAAGAAAAAGAAAAAAUGCGUUUGUUAAAACUGCAUCAUAAUGCAGCUGUAAAAAUUCAAGCUAAAUAUAAAGCAUUUGUGGUCUACCAAAAAUAUGGUCCAAUCAUAAAAGAACAAAUAGAAAGUAAGAAAAGGAAAGCACAAGAGUGGAAAGAAAAAGAAGCAAAAAUACGACAGAUGGAAGAAGAAAAACGAAAGAGAUUGGAGGAAGAACAAAAGAUUGAAGAAGAGAUAAAAAAGCAGAAGCAAGAGGAAAGGGAGAGGAGAGAAAUAGAAUAUGAAGAAAAAAAGAACAUCGUGAGAAGAGAAAAAGAGCAACUAUUAAACAAGGAAAAAUUAAGAUUAAGAGGAGAUGCAAGCAGACAGCUAAUAAUAAGUAGAGCAUUAAAGAAAGGUGAAUACAAUGCAAAACAUUUAACUGUUGAAGAUACAUCAAAGAAUAAGGAUGAUAUAGCCAAAAAGGUAAGGGAGGAAAAGUCAAAGGAGUGGGAAGAUGUUCCCCUCUGGCUAGUUGAACAAUCAACUAAGAGAAAAAAUGUAGGUAGACAGCUUGUAUUAAAAGAGCCAAUGCAAGUGCAAUGGAAAGAUUCUAUACCAAACCAGGUGAUUUUGGCAGAAAUUGAAAUGGAAGUAAAAAAUGAAAACCUAGCAAAACAACAACAUUCCACAAAAAUCGUCAAGCAAGAAAGAAAAUGUGAAGAUGUAGACAAAAAAACCGAAUUGGAAUACCCAGGUCUGAAAGAAAACAUGAAUGAACAGUUUCAUCUGCAAGAAUUAAAGUCUCAAAUGCAAAAAGGGGAACAUGUGAAACCUGCCAUAAAUGAGAAUGUGAGACAAGACACCCAAACAAUAAUAUUAGGACAUAGUCAAGGAAUUAACAAGGUGAAAAACAAUGAAGCACAGAAAAUAAUCAAAGAUAAUCAACAGAAUAAGUUACAAAAAGUAGAAAAAGAAGAGAUAUCAGAACAGAAUGAACCACUAUAUGAAGAGAAUAAUAUUUUAGUAAUUUCAGUGAAGCAACAACCACUAAAAUUAGAAAAUCCUAAAGAUAUAGGGGAAAAUGUAAUACUACAAGAACAAGAAGUUGAUUUAAUUUCCAAAGAAACUGAGGAGAACCGAGAAGGCAAUACUCUGAAUAGUGAUGUGAUUUUUAACAGCAGUGAUUCCAUGAUAAAUAUAGAAAACAAAAUAAAUGAGCAAGAUUAUACUUUAGGAAGAAAUGCUCUUUGUGAAGAUUUGGGAGGUUUUGAUGCAAAAAAUUCCUUAGUUUUUAAAGAAGUAAACUCUCUUAGGUCUCAAAUUAAAGAAACCGCAGAAGAAUGUCAUAAUAAUAGAGCUGAAUGUGAAAAUAUUGCGACCUGUACUUUACCAAAGUCAACACUUCUAUCUUCUAUUGAAGAAAAGAGGCUAGCUUGGAUAAAAUCAUUUAAACCUUGGUUUGAAAUUUUCAAGCAAAAUCAACAAAAGGAAAUUGUUAGGACAAAGAGACCUGUAAAAUGCCCAGCCAACACGAUGCCUCCUUUGAAUACACUAGACAUUCUUCAGUGUGGCCCUUGGAAUACUUUACAGCAGGUUACAACAGUUACAUUUCAAGAUUUGCCAGGUUGUAGUCUUUCCACACUGGCAGAGUGUCCAAAUCUUCAAUUUCUGUCUCUUCAACGCUGUGGGUUAACUUCUUUGCACAGCCUGAGUAACUGCAAAAAGCUGAAGCACAUUGAUGCACAGGAAAACCAUAUUGAGUCUAUCAAUUGUGAAAAUUUGGAAAAUCUCUGUGUUGUUCUUCUUAAUAAAAAUCAACUGACUUCUUUUCAUGGUUUGGAUGGCUGCACUAAUAUCCAAAAUCUUGAACUUUCACAUAAUAAAAUCACUCGAAUUGGUGGUUUAGAAUCUUUGAAAAAUCUUCAGCAACUAAUUGUGGACCACAAUCAGUUAAUUAGCACAAAAGGCCUUUGUGAUACUCCUACCGUUAUAUACCUGGAUUGCUCACAUAAUCAUCUUACUAAAGUUGAAGGUAUUGAAAAGUGUGGAUUACUCCAAAUACUGAAGUUACAGGGAAAUUAUCUAAGUGAGCUUCCAUCCUUGGAGAAUCAUGUUCUACUAAGAGAAUUGCACUUGGAUGAUAAUAGCAUUUCAACUGUGGAAGCACUUUCUUCAUAUUGGUUGCCUUUACUACAAAACCUGACUAUCUCUCAAAACAGCUUGACAAAAAUCAUACCACUUUUUCAUUUUGUUUCUUUGGAAAAACUAGAUGUCAGCAACAAUUGUCUUUCUGAUCUUACAAGUGCCAUUAAGUGGUUUAAUGCAUGCUAUUCUCUCCACGAAUUGUCUCUCACUGGAAACCCACUUCUUCAAGAAGUAAACUGGAGGCAUUCUCUACUUAAAGUGUUACCGGCUCUAAGAAUCCUCAAUGGUGAAAUGAUAAACUCUUGUUCAGAAAGGCAGACUGAAGAAUACUAUCAACCAGAAUUAGGACGUUUCUUGGUACUUUGUCAGUCCCAGAUUCAAGAAUUCAACUUACUAAUUGAAAAGUAUAUUACUGUGAAAGGAAAUUUGGUCACCCUGGAUGCUGCAGAAAAUCUCUGCCAUUAUUUUAAGAAAUUAAUGACACUUAGUAAUGAAUGCCGAUAUGCACAUGAACACGGGGAUGCACGCAUCACCCAGAGAGAAGAAUCAGAAGUCCAGCAAAAUCAUUUAGCUACAGAUAGUGAUAGCAUCCUGCAAAAUAGAGUUCUCCAGUCUUGUGCAGACAGGUAUAAACUGGAAUCACCAGAUAUUUCUGAGAAAUGGAUGAAUUCUGACUCUAGUCAUUCUACAUCAACCAAAUCCUCUUUAUGUGAAGAUACGGAAGGAAGAAAUCAGGGAGAAAUAGCAGACCAGAAGAGAGAAGACAGCAAAUUAAACAGUAUCCCCACUAAAAGAAUCCCAUUUGUGGAAACAGUAAUGACAAGUUCUCUGCUGAGGAAUUGCCAAAAUAUUGGACAUCGUAAUAAAAUUAUGGCAGCUUUGGUAAUCCAGGCACACUGGCGUGGUUACAUGGUACGCAGACAGAUUAAUUUCUCUACAAGGCUACAUACUGCUGCAGUAGAACCCCUGACAUUCCAACCCAAUGACUGCAUCAAGAAUAAAACUAUUUUAAAGGAAGAAAAAAGGGAAAACACCGUGAAUAUCCAAGAACAGAGGGAAAAGGCUGCUAUUCUUAUUCAGGCAGUUUGGAAGGGCUUCCUUUUGCGAAAGAAACUGACAACAGCUUUAGAGGCUAUUAAGAAUGAAGAAUCUGAAGAAGAAUAUGAAGAAAUAAAUUUGGAGGAUUUUACAUUUGAUGAAGCUGCCUUAGAGAAAGAAUGGCUAGCUUUAGAUUCCGCCCGCUUCCCUUCACAAACACUGCUUCUCCCGAACCAGCUGCACUGGCCAAAGUUCUGUGGAACCUUAAAAUAUGAUGAUACUUCACUGAAUUUACCAAGCCAUCCAGCUCAAGCGUGGCUAUGUAAUGAGAAAGAAAAUUUGUUUUCAUCAGAACACUCACAGUUUAAUAGCAGACCAGAACACAGAACUUUGUCCUGGACACCUGAAUCAAAGAUCAGCAGAAAGAGUUCGCUAAAAUCUGAAAAAGAAGAAAAAAUUUCGAAAGAAUGGGGCUUUAAGGACAUUGCUACUGCUCAGCAAAUGUUGAAGAGAGCACAGAAGAUGAAAUCAAAGAAAUUAAGGAAAAAAUUAGCAGAUACUCAGAAUAGAAAUACUCAAGAUCCCACUGUUUGCCUAGAAUUAUUCAAAAACAAUGAAAAUAAAGUUUCUGUUACAAAAUCACCAAAGAAGGCACAGCCCAGAAGAGAUGAUUACUUUGAAGGUAAGGAAGAAGAAUUUAUCUACAAGGAUGCCACUGCAAAUGAAAAAUUAGAAAGGAGUAAAGAAUACACAUACCAAUGGCUUCACACACAGGUUGGGAUUCAUGAAACAACUAGUUCCAGAAAUAUGAAAUGCAAACACUUCUUGCCUGAGUUAGAUCCAGAUAUACUUAACGGUGGAAGAGUUCAGCUUGUGGCAAGACUUGUAAGCAGAGAAGACACGGAUUUAGACCUUUUUUCCAUGACCAGUGGAAGUGCUUUGUCUGUAAAGAGAGAAAAAAAAAAUCAGGCACACAGACACUCAGCGGGAUCUUCAAGUUUUUCAGUUAAGGGAAUACUUGCACCAAUGAUAACAAAUUCGAGACCUUCUAAGAAAGAACGUAUGUCAUUUCGUGACUAUCCCGUACAACUCAGUGGUGGAUGGGGAAGUGGCAAAAAGAAGGAGAAAACUUCAAACUAAUUCUUCAAGCUUCAGCAUUCAAAACAUAUGGCGCACGGUUUUCUCAAGAGAUCUACGGAUAUCUGGUCAUGUUACCAAUUGAAUACAAGGUUUUAGAGCACUGUCUUUAAUUUGUGUUACUAUACAUAUUCCACAGUUUUGUUUUCUGAUGGAGUUAUCUGAUUUCCCAUCUAUAAAAAACAGGUUAGCUAUUGUUCCUAUGUUUAUGAGGAAUGGCCUCCAGAAUUAAUUCUUAAAAUAUUGUAAUGGAAUUUGCAUAUCCAAUUUCUUCUUUUGUUUAAAGAUUUUAUGACGUAUGUAUUAAAGAUGGUUUUUGUUACCAGUAAGAAGUUGUAAUACCAUACACAUAUUGUAAGAGAAUAUAACUAUAAUUUAUUGACAUUGUUUAUAGUAUUAAUGAAUAAGUUAUAUAUUAAUAAAUUUUAUUUGACUAGAUUAUUAUUUGGAUAUUUCAAAGAUAAAUUGAUGUGUAAAAUAUUUAGAAUAGAUAAUGAAAAUGGCCUUUAAUUUAAUUUUACUUUAAGUCAUCUCAAAUAGAUAAGUUAUGUUAAGAAAAUAUACUUUAUGUUUAAACUAAAAUGAAACAUAAAUUUAAAUAUAUCAAUUUAAUAAAUUGGAUAUUUUAUAUGUAAUGUUUCAUUCAAAUGCAUAUUAGCCUUAUAAUUUUUAAAAGGUAGAUGCUAAUUCUGAUUCAUUCACAUGAUUCUACUGACCCAAAAAUAUUCUUUCAUUUUAAUUUUAGCUAAGGCGCCUCAGAAUGAUUUUAAAAAUCUUUUUAAAGCUCAAUUUCAAAAUUUUGUAAUAUUAAUAUAUUUUCUAAAAUCACAGGCCAGUUUUAUUAAAUUCUUACUACUUUGUGGUUAAUAUUCUGUGAUGUUUUAGUAAAUACAGUGUGCAAAUGCUGUAUUUACCUUUCACGCUCCUUGGGGUCCUUUACUUUCCUGAGUCUGGAGCUUCUUUCCCCAAGCUAAGUUCUCUCGUUGACUUCCCAGUGUGUGGCUUUUAAUAGGAUCCAGUGAGCUUUAGAUUCUUCCUCUUUGUUUUUCCUACUCUUUAUUGAAGUAUUUCAUCUAAAAAUGACUAAGCAGAUUUAGAGAUGCAUUUAUCUAGUUUGUGCCCCCUAUCUACAUUUGGAGCUCCAUUGCAUUUCAGAUCUAUAAAUCUCUUUCAACUUGAUUGAGAUAGAAAUGGUAAUGAACCUUGAGCUGUCAAUCAAAGAAAACAGAGAUUCAUGUGUUGUGGCCUCAAAAUUGAGCUUUGGAACAUAAGCUCCAUGUGUAGUUGCUUUAUGAACAUGCUGUUAGGUCAUCCUUUUACUAAGAGCAUCCACAAACCAACAUAAUGUAAUGAUGGAAAAUAUUUUAUCUCGACUUAUUGUGAACCCUGCAAGAGAAAACCACAUUAGAGAUGAAAUUGAUGGGGUUUUAUGGUUCAUAUGUUCAAAUCAAUGAUAUGAAAAAGUACGAGAAGUGAGAUGUUUAUGAUUAAACUGUUUUAGUGCCUAAAAAUAAUUCAGUCUGUAGUUUCUGUAGUCAGUGACUUGUGUGUUCCAUAAUAUUAAUUUUGAGGAAGAUGAUGGGUGCUGAUGCUUCUUAAAUUUGUAGCCGAUGGUUGAUGAAGAUGUCAAUAAAAUAGUUUCCUGACUAUGGUGUUAAAUUGGAAGAUCUUUGUAGUGUUGUUUAUUAUGUCUGGCCUUAAAAUGAUCAUUUACAAAAUCAAAGUUCAAACAUUAUUUUUAACACUAGUUUAUCUGUGUUUGUGAAAAUAAAAAAGGUA
This is a messenger RNA of Panthera uncia (snow leopard), 6982 nucleotides long. It is a transcript of the gene LRRIQ1, whose product is annotated as leucine rich repeats and IQ motif containing 1. The record is from RefSeq and is a predicted model, not a curated record. The coding region runs from base 80 to 5206 and encodes 1708 amino acids. Lineage: Eukaryota; Metazoa; Chordata; Mammalia; Carnivora; Felidae. The transcript has 28 exons. Gene Ontology annotation, molecular function: protein binding.